GUAAUCGCAGCAGCAACAAAGUGAAACUUUGUGGUUAUUUGAAGAAGAAGCGAAAUAAAGUUGGUGGUUGGCGUAAGAUGUGGUUUGUGCUGCAGGAUAAAUUACUGCUCUCCUAUGCCUCCAAGGAGGAGUAUGACAAUAAAUUGGUCUCAUUUAAAGAUGUACUCAACCUGGUGCCGGGUACAAUGGUGCGUCCUUUGUGUGGAUUUCGCUUCACCAUCGAGACAACUACGCACGUGAUGUAUACGUUUCAUUGUGAUGAUCGCAACGCCUAUCGUGAAUGGAUUACCAUGCUGUUGGAUAGCUUAUCCGCUACAGUAAGCACUAAAGUAAUUUCCGCCACUACCACCUCCUCUUCCCCAACAGCCUACUCUCUGCUGCCAUUGCAACAGCAACGUUUCCGCAACAUUUCCGUCGACAAUAUUCCGCAUGCGCUUUGGUCGAACGCAGCACAAAAUUCACAGCGUCAGCGUGAGCUCUCGUCCAGUUGUGAUUCAAUGCGGCAGCGCGCCGAAUUUAUGGAUGGCGCUACUGAGUACGCGCAUUUGGAGCGCAUAGGUAAUAUAAAAACCGUCGGUGGUAUAAAAUCAGCAGCGCGGUCGCCGUUAGCGCCAGCAUUGUCACUGCCCACUCACGGCAGCAGUGGUGGGGGUGGUGGUGGUGCGGCGGUGGUGCGUUUGCCAAUCGCGCGCAGCACUGCGAAAAUACUGGAGCGUAACGGCGUGAAUUCAAGCGGUCCGACGAAAAAAUACCAGCAGCAACAACAACAACAACAACAGCACCAGUACCAAAAACGACAGCAGCAACAAGUGAACUGUUGCAACAGGAGUAGUGGCACAACAGUGAACGCAACAGGUAGCAAAAGCAACAACAAAAAUAACCACAACAACUUUGGUAAUAAUAGCAACGACAACGUCGCAGAUGCUCGUUUAACUACUGAAGCGAGUGCGACCCACUUCCGUUUGCAUGGUGAAAGGCAUUGGAGUGAUUUUACCACACUCGACAACGGUCUACAUCAUUCGGGUACCGGUAGUACCACAACAUCAACUUCCUCAUCAAGCUCCUCGCAUCGGCCUAUCAAUCAAUCAGUUUUAAAAAUAAAUAGUAUGUUCCAACAACAACCAAAUUCUUCCUUGGUGUCAGAACAAUGUGUCAACACAGGUCACCACAAUGUGGUGAAUAAAGAAUUCCUACUGCAUCCAAAGCCUAAGCAACCGAACUGUGAUCAAAGCGAAUUUAUUCCAAAGCAUAACCAUAACAACAACUCAAAUAUUGAAACAAACGAUCGCAACAAUACAUUGUUUGUGGAUUGUUGUUCGGUGAAUGAUGAUGCUCAAGUUGUGGACAACAAUGUUGAUGGAGCAUAUUCCUGCUGCGCCAAAGAUAGCAAAGCAAUGGUAAUGGUGAAAGACCAAAUUCAGCGAAUGAACAUCAAAGGCCGGAAGGAAAUGAUGUCGUAUACGAAUGCAGACACAGUCGAUAGGCGUGAGCGCAAGCGAGUUGUCAUAAAGAAACGGUUGGAGGAGGAGUCGAUUAUUGAAGGAGCCAGUAUGUCAAAGGCAGUAGGCGGUGAAGAGUGCAGCGGAACAGUGUUAGACAGUAAUGGUGAAAAUGAUGUCGAGGUGCGACCACUUGCGCUGGGCAAAGAUGUGGAGACAACAUUGAACAGAUCUUCAGAGCCAAUUUAUGCUGUGGUCGAUUUAGCGCAUAAAUAUGCCCAACGACAGCAACGUUAUGGCAAAAAUAAUCUGAAAAAUUUAGAUACGAAUUUUUGUAGAAGUUACGAAAGCAUUCUUCAAGGUGUGGAACCUAGUAUUGUGGCGCCAAUCAGAGGCGGAUCGAUAGAGAAAUCCACUAGUAAAUUACAUGUCGAGGACGAUAUUGACGGCAUCUAUGAGGAUGGUGAUAAAUUUGCUGAAUGUUGUAAAAAUGGUGACAUGCCUGAUGGUGAAGAUGAUGAAAACAUAUACGAACCUGUGGGUUUCGAAAACUUCGCGAAUCCGAAGAUCAAUGACUCCGCGACGCAACCCAGUGCUCUUUGGCGAUACAUUACACGUUUGAAAGUUAAUUCACUGCUACAAUUUAGGCGCAUGCGCCGCAACAAUCAUCAUGUCGACUAUGAUACCAUUGAUUUACCUACGCACGCAAUAUCACCCACGCUUACACCAAAUGAUAGGAAAACAACGACACUAACAAAGAAACAUCAUCAUCAACAGCCUUCAACAGCGUGCACAGCAUCAACACCGACAUCACAAUUCGCCAACAUUAAACACAAAUUUGGCGCACAUCGAAAAUCAAUGCAAGUGCGCGUGCGUAAAAUGUGUGCGCGCACCCACGAACCAAAGACAACUUUCAGCAGCAGACAGCCAAUGCAGCAACAAAUUACACCUAAUGGUCACUUUAAUGAUGGAGCUACUAACGGCAUCAACACUGGCAGUAGCUGUGGUGCCAGCGCUAGUGGCGGUGUGGGCGGUAGUGGAGCGAAGAAAUCAAAGUAUCGUUGGAAAUCAGUGAAAAUUAGGCCAAAACAUUUCAAUGGCGCCACUUGCAGCAACAGCAGCAGCACAACCGAUGAUAUUAGCAACAAAACAACAACAACGCGGCCGAGUUUCUUUGGCAGUCUGCCGCAUUUGCGUAAAGCGCGUGUCUCACUUUUCUCCACGCCAAAUUUGCAUGCGGCGACGACGACAAAAGAUCAGAAUAGUAAUGUGAGUGGGGUGGUGAAUAAAGUGGCAGCGGAUUUGGCGCAUGCCGGUGACAAAAGUGAAUGAGCAGCUGAAUAUGAGUGUUGGGAAUUUUUCAAAACAAUUGUAUGUGUGUACACAUGUAUAUAAAUAUAUACAUGUGCAAGUUGAGAGAAUGUGUU
Molecule: messenger RNA, 2866 nt
Organism: Rhagoletis zephyria (snowberry fruit fly)
Lineage: Eukaryota; Metazoa; Arthropoda; Insecta; Diptera; Tephritidae
Source: RefSeq, a predicted model, not a curated record